AUGCAACCCAAGGCUGUGCUUGGGGUCCUCCUCAAGGACCACUUCCCUGGCAUGGUUCUUCUUGAAGGAAAGGAGGAGCGAGAGGUAGCCCGGACAUGGGCACACUACGUGGCCCAACCGGACUUUCAAGAUAGAGAGAAUGUGGUGUAUGCGAACAAAGCCGAGCGGGUGAAGGGCGAAUUUUGGCGGUUCUUCAAGCUGGCGGAAGGCAUUGAUGAUGCAACAAUUGCACGGCACUUCGAGGCAAGUGUGAAGAAGGCAUUGUCCGAGAUGUUCUAUCACGCGCGUGUCUACGCCGUGAGGAAGUACUAUGCCGAAGUGAAGAAACAGAGAUUGGACAAGGCGAAGGCUCAUCCGGAUAAAGAACGCCUCACCAGUUUCACGGCCGUUGACUGCACCCUCAAGGGAAAGGAGAGCACCGUGUCGGAAUACAGUGCGAAAGCCCCGCCCGAAGCCUACGCCACCCCGGCUGACCAUGCCAAGGUCACAGGCUACGCGGAGGUGUUUGAGGAGGUGCACGGCCUUGCCCGGGGCUGA
Messenger RNA from Brachypodium distachyon (stiff brome), 537 nucleotides. RefSeq lists its product as uncharacterized. The record is from RefSeq and is a predicted model, not a curated record. Gene Ontology annotation, biological process: transposition. The transcript has 3 exons. NCBI's taxonomy places the organism in Eukaryota, Viridiplantae, Streptophyta, Magnoliopsida, Poales, Poaceae. Bases 1 to 537 code for a protein of 178 amino acids.